This is a messenger RNA of Aspergillus puulaauensis, 1050 nucleotides long. Its product is annotated as threonine/serine dehydratase. Bases 1 to 1050 code for a protein of 349 amino acids. The record is from RefSeq and is a predicted model, not a curated record. Gene Ontology annotation, biological process: pyruvate biosynthetic process; L-serine metabolic process; D-serine biosynthetic process. Gene Ontology annotation, molecular function: D-serine ammonia-lyase activity; ATP binding; threonine racemase activity. The transcript is spliced from 2 exons. Lineage: Eukaryota; Fungi; Ascomycota; Eurotiomycetes; Eurotiales; Aspergillaceae.
AUGGCAGACCCAGCAACAUGCGCGCCCCUUACACGGCAGUCCGUCAUUGACGCGCACGAGAUAAUAAAACCUCUCGUCCACCACACGCCCGUCGUCACAAGCACAUUCCUGAACCAACUCGCAUCAACACCGCGAAAGAACGCAAAACCCGUUCUCAGGCUAUGGUUCAAAUGCGAGAACCAGCAGCGGGUCGGCGCGUUCAAGGUCCGGGGCGCAUUCCACGCUAUUGAGAGGCUCAAGCAGGAGCCUGGAUGGAUUGAGGGUGGUGGUCAGAGUAGGGGUGUUGUUGGGUUUAGUGCUGGUAACCAUGCACAGGCAGUCGCCCUAGCAGCCCGCGAGAGCAAAAUGCCCGCGCACAUCGUGAUGCCCGAAACCAGCAGCCCGGUCAAGAUUAAGUCUGUCGAGGGCUACGGCGCCAAACUGACUAUCAGCGGCCGGUUUGACCGCGAGGCUGUCGCAGCGCGAAUCGUCGAGGAGACAGGGGCCCGACUGCUCCCGCCCUACGACCACCCGGAUGUGAUUCUCGGGCAGGGAACUGUAGGUCUGGAGAUGCAGGGGCAGAUUCCGAAGCUGGAUGCUAUCAUCUCGCCGAGUAGCGGGGGUGGCCUUCUCUCUGGGACUGCUCUGAGCUGUGAGGGGACUGGGAUAAGGGUGUAUGGGGCUGAACCGGAGUUUGAAGGGGCGGAUGAUGGACGACGAGGGUUUCUCUCUGGGAAGAGGAUUACGCAUGUGGCAUCAAACACGAUUGCAGACGGCCUUGUUGGGAAGUUGGGGGCUUAUCCGUGGGAGGUUAUCUACGAGCGGCGGCUGGUGGAUAUGCUGUAUGCUGUUAGCGAGGAGGAGAUUCUGGAUGCCAUGAAGCUUAUAUUUGAGAGGCUGAAGCUGGUUGUUGAGCCUGCGGCUGCGGUUCCUCUGGCUGUUGCUCUGUAUAACGAGGAGUUCAGGGAGAUGGUGGAGCGUACAGCGGGCGAGGCUGGUUGGGAUGUUGGUAUCAUUCUGAGUGGAGGAAAUGUUGGCAUUGAACGGAUUGCAGAGCUUUUUUCUAGAUAG